AAAGCGAGCCAAGUCAAGCCGCGCUUAGCUCAUUUUUAUAAUUAUAUUUGUCUUCCUUUCUGCUUCCCAUUGGAGAGUCGCAAAAAUUCAACAUACUUGGUUGCAUGACCAAGCCAUUUAUUCUCUCGAUCUCCGCCAUUUGGAUUUCCGUUCUUGCUUCCACAUACAAAUAGAUAUUCGGCCGAAACGAUUUCGCGUACCAAACUAGUUUACGAUUUUUUAGCGUUCCUGUCUCCUCUUUCUUAAACUCCAUUCAAUUUCAGAGAUGGGGUUUCUGCAGACCGAAGAGAGCAAACGGAUGGAGAUUGAGGAGCUCCGACGCAUGUUGGUGGCGUGCGCCGGUCUCAAUAGAAGGAAAGACGAUGAAGAGUUCAGAGGGUUGCGUGUUAAAAUGAACAGUGAUGAGGAUGACAACCGCCGUGAUAAGGUGGUUUGUGUCACUAGUGGCGUUUCGUUCUUGAGUUUGGCUAUUGUGAACAAGCUGUUGCUCCGUGGAUACUCUGUUCGAAUCAUUGUUGAUAAUCAAGAAGAUAUAGAGAAACUGAGGGAGAUGGAGAGUUCUGGGGAGAUGAGGACGUAUAACAAUAAUUUGUCAGUAGUGACUGCCAAGCUAACUGAUGUUGAGGAUGUGGUGGAAGCUUUCGAGGGCUGUUGUGGCAUCUUCCACACCUCUGCAUUUGUUGACCCGGUUGGCCUCUCUGGCUACUCUAAAUGUAUGGCUGAGAUAGAAGUGAAGGCCACUGAAAGUGUGAUGAAGGCAUGUGCAAGAACUUCCUCAGUAAGAAAUUGUGUGCUUACAUCCUCACUUUUGGCCUGCAUUUGGCGAGAUGGCACCAAACAAGACCUAUCUAAAGUUGUUAACCAAGACUGCUGGAGUGAUGAAUCACUCUGCAUAAACAAGAAGCUAUGGUAUGCCUUGGGCAAACUAAAGUCAGAGAAGACUGCAUGGCAAAUAGCCGAGGAAGGAGGCUUAAAGUUUGCCACCAUUUGUCCAGGUCUAAUUACAGGUCCCGAUUUUAUUCAAAGAAAUCCCACUGCAACAAUUGCCUAUCUCAAAGGUGCCCAAGAGAUGUACGCAAAUGGGUUGCUGGCAACAGUGGAUGUAAACAGACUGGCUGAGGCUCAUGUAUGUGUAUACGAAGCCAUGAAAAAAACAGGAUUUGGAAGAUAUAUUUGCUUUGAUAAGGUGAUUAAAAGAGAAGAUGAAGCCGAAAAGCUUGAAAGCCAAGUGGGAAUGCCGAAAAACAAGUUAUCUGGUAAUACAAACGUUAUUUCAAUGCCAUUUGAAUUGUCAAAUAAGAAGCUUUCUUCUCUCAUGUCAAGAACGCUUAGACCUUGUUAUAAUCAAUUUUAGAAGAAAAUAUAUUCGCUCAAGCCUGUAGAGCAUUUAAGAUAGAGCAUGUUUUUUCAUUGUUUGCUUGCCCAGUAUGUUUCCCAUUUGCAAUGCCUUAAUAAAUCUUCGUUUUAUACCUCUGAAAA
This is a messenger RNA of Mangifera indica (mango), 1479 nucleotides long. Its product is annotated as cinnamoyl-CoA reductase-like SNL6. The coding region runs from base 266 to 1354 and encodes 362 amino acids. NCBI's taxonomy places the organism in Eukaryota, Viridiplantae, Streptophyta, Magnoliopsida, Sapindales, Anacardiaceae. The transcript has 5 exons. Gene Ontology annotation, biological process: steroid biosynthetic process. The record is from RefSeq and is a predicted model, not a curated record. Gene Ontology annotation, molecular function: 3-beta-hydroxy-Delta5-steroid dehydrogenase (NAD+) activity.